This is a messenger RNA of Hordeum vulgare subsp. vulgare (domesticated barley), 468 nucleotides long. Its product is annotated as aspartyl protease family protein At5g10770-like. Lineage: Eukaryota; Viridiplantae; Streptophyta; Magnoliopsida; Poales; Poaceae. The coding region runs from base 1 to 468 and encodes 155 amino acids. The record is from RefSeq and is a predicted model, not a curated record. Gene Ontology annotation, molecular function: aspartic-type endopeptidase activity. Gene Ontology annotation, biological process: proteolysis. The transcript is spliced from 2 exons.
AUGAUUCAGUUGCUCGGGAAGGCCGGGUCACAAGCCUUCUACGUCCUGCUACUCCAGGCGAUCAUCGUCGACAGGCAACAGCUUGAGGUCCCUCUGUCUGUCUUCUCCGCCGAGUCCGUCCUGGAUUCCGUGACGGUGAUCACUAGGCUGUCGACCGCGGCAUAUGUGGCACUCUCUGCGGCAUUCAAGGCCGGGAUGACGGAGUACCCGCCGGUGCCGCCCAACGGCAUACUCGACACAUGUUUCAACUUCACCGAUAAGAUCAAUGUCACGAUGCCACGUGUGGCGUUAGUGUUCGACGAGGGCGCGGUGGUGGAGCUCGACGCCGACGGUGUCAUGGAUAGCAGCUACCUCGCCUUCGCGGUCAGUGACCACAACAACACCAUCGGGAACGUGCAGCAGCAGGGUUUCGAGGUCCUACACGACAUCGUCCAGGGCGUCGUGGGUUUCCGGGCCGGUGCUUGCUGA